UAACAUUGAGUUGAAUAAUGGAGGGAACUGGGAAUUUUACAAAGGUGUUUGUUCUGUAAACCCUUUUCGGUCCUUGUUUAUAUUGCGAUAAAUAAUUUGGCAUUACAUUUAUAAGGUUGUAGAGAAUUAUACACUUUAAUAAUUCCAGUGUUACAAUACUAUGAUGUUUAUUAACUUGUGGAUAUAGAAUUUCUCGUCAUUGUCCUAUCUAUUUCUAACAAAACAAAUACCAAUUUGACGAAAUGGAUUUAAUAGAAACCAUUAAAAAAGAUAAAGCAUAUUUAAAGUGUAAAGCUAUUGUAAAAAAUUGGGAAAACGAAUUUAAAAUAAAAAACUCUAGAUUACCAUCAAAAUUCGACAUAAAGGAAGCACCUGCAAAUAUUAAAUAUGCAUAUAAAAAAUACUUUCAGCUUAAAAGUGCAGCUCUUGAAGAUUCCCUAUUAAUUUGUGAUUUUGAUGAUGUUCCUGUAGAGUCUCCAAGUUCUCCUAAGACUAUAGAGUGGCAAGCAAUAAAUAAUACAGUCAAUGAAACUGAGCAAGAACAAUCUAUACCAACAUUACCAAGUGCUCAAGAGUUAGAUAAUAUCUUAUCAGCAACUAUAACUAGAGAAAAUAAUUCAAAACUAAGUCCUUAUACUGAAAAUUUGUCAAAGAAGUUAUUCCACAAUAGUAAAUUUUCCCUGAGAAAUCCUAGAAAAUUGUUAUUACCAAAACGUUUAUCUCAACAAGCAAAUAAUAGGUAUAGUUUUGAGGAUACUACGGCUUCACACAACAAUUCAAAUUCAUUAAUGUUGGAUAAGAUAAAUACAUCUAAUUCAAAAGGAACAUUGAACAAUGAUGACACUAUAGAUUAUCAAGAAUCACCUUGUAUACAUAGUGUGGAUACAAAAUCCGAUUGUAGCAAUUCAAAUAUAAACAGCUUUGAAAAAAAUUCUUUUAAGGCCAUAUACUCCUCAAUUGAUGUAUCAAAAGAUCCACCUGUGAGACAAAUUAAUUCUGGUUGGUUACAAAGAGCCAUUGGCGAGAAAAUAUCAGAAAGUACUCAGAUUACAGAGAGUAAAGAAACAUUUGGUUUAAGUAAUGUUUUAAAGCAAAAUAUCUUUGAAAAAACUACUGAUUAUGUCGAAAAUAGUGAAUCUGAAGAUGACAAUAUAACACUAAGUAAAUUGAAACCAGCUCUUAAAAAAAGAAAAUUGACAAACAAUAUUAAUGAAAAUAUUAAUAGGCAUGAUAAUAGUACUUUGGAUCCAAAAAAUAAAAAUGAAAUUCAAGUUCAACACAAUGAAAAUAAAUUGAGGGUGAAAUAUUCCAAAGCCAAAAGUUCUCAGAAGGCAGUUCAUAGUGAAAGUAACAAACCACCUGAUAUAUCAGAAUUUUUACCAUUUGGUUUAAAAGAAAAAGUAUAUCCAAGACAUUCCAAUGUUGCAGAUAUCCUUAAAACAAUUAAUGUAAAGUCGAAUGAAUCUCAACCGUUUCAAGAUAAUGUAGAAGAUAAACUACAUAAGAAGAUGCAAAAUGGUACAAUUAAUGAUAACUUUGUGAAGAUAAAUAUAGAAAAAAAAGUUUAUGCAAGAGGUAAAAAAUCUAUAAAAUAUUCAAAGUAUAAAAAGCAAUUAUGGAAAGAUAAAAAAGCUCUACAUGCUGGUAUGGAAUUUCCUGAAUCAGGUAAAGUUACAUGUUUUAAAUGUGGUUCUGGUGGUCACAUGGCUCGUUAUUGUACAGCACAUAAAGAAAAUGUCUUGUUACCACUCGACAAUUGUGAAAGUGAAGACUUCCCCACUCUUAAUGAUAUGGAAAAAUUUGUUAAUAUAAAGUCAAACAAAGUCAGCCUUGAUGAAGAAUUACAUACCUGUGUAUUUGAAGCUAGUAAGAUCCCAGACAGUUUUAUCAAAUUACUUGCUAAUACCUCUGGUAAUUCAGAUCUUAUAAAACCUAUUCUGUCUAAACCUGAAGAUACUUCUAAAGAAUUGCAUAAAGCUCUCCAAUUGUUCGGUCAUACCCAGUUUCGUCCUGGACAAGAAAAAGCAAUUCGUAGAAUUUUGUCUGGGUUAUCUACACUUCUCAUAUUAUCAACCGGCAGUGGGAAAUCAUUAUGUUACCAAUUACCUGCAUAUAUUUAUAGUUCUUACUAUAAAUGCAUAACAUUAGUAAUAUCCCCACUUGUUUCAUUAAUGGAAGAUCAAGUACUUAGCAUGCCUGAAUUUUUAAAAGCAGGAUGCUUACAUACAAAUCAACCACCUACUCAAAGGAAGAAAAUUGUGGAAUUACUUAAAUCUGGACAAAUAAAUAUACUCCUUAUAUCUCCCGAAGCACUUAUAUCAGGUGAUAGUUCAAAUGGUUUUGCAGGUUUAUUUAAAUCAUUGCCACCAAUUGCAUUUGCUUGUAUUGAUGAAGCUCACUGUGUAUCGCAAUGGAGUCAUAAUUUUAGACCAAGUUAUUUAAUGAUUUGUAAAGUAUUGCAAGAAAAGUUAAAUGUCAAGUGUAUACUUGGCCUUACAGCUACAGCUAGCAAACCAACUAUAAAAAGUGUCAUCGAACAUAUUAAUGUACCUGAUGGAGUGGAUGGUGUUGUAACUAAUCCUUCUCUACCAAGAAAUCUUUUCUUAUCAAUGUCCUAUGAAAAAGAUAAAGAUAAAGCCUUAGUUGCAUUAUUAGGAUCUGAAAAGUUUAAUUCUUUUCAUUCAAUAAUAGUUUAUUGUAUUAGAAGAAAUGAAUGCGAAAGGAUAGCAGCUGUAUUAAGAUCAUGUUUAUCUGAACCUGGUAAAAUUAAUAUGGAGCAGCAAAGCAAAAAACGCAAAAGGAUGUCUUAUAUUGCUGAAGCAUAUCACGCUGGAAUGUCAGCUGCACAACGGAAAAAAAUACAAAAACAUUUCAUGGAUGGCACUUUAAAAAUUAUUGUCGCUACAGUGGCUUUUGGAAUGGGUAUAAACAAAUCGGAUAUACGAUGUAUAAUUCAUUAUAAUAUGCCACCAAGCUUUGAGUCUUAUGUUCAAGAGGUAGGACGAGCUGGACGUGAUGGACUUCCAGCAUAUUGUCAUGUACUAAUGAGUAAAACUGAUAAUGAUAAAGAUGAGCUACUUAAACAUGUUUAUUCUAAUUCUAUUGAUAGGCCAAUUAUUAGAAAAUUACUUGAAAAAGUUUUUAUCCCUUGCAAAUGUGUACCAGAAAUAAUAUCAACUACUAGUAAUUCAUUGAAUUCAUCAUCAAAAUGUAAUGGACAUGAAGUUGGUAUACCCAUUGAAAGCACAGUAGAAGAACUAGAUUUACCUUCUGAAAAUAUUGCAACAUUAUUGUGUUAUGUUGAAUUGCACAAAAAUAAAUAUAUUACUGUUCUAAAUAAUGCUUACACAAUGUGUAAAAUAUCAUCGUAUGGUGGCGCAACAAAAAUUCUAGAAGCUGCCAAAGGUUGCCCACCUUUGGCUAUGGCAUAUUUAGUUGAAGGCAAAAGAAAUCCAAAUGUUACAAAGCAAAGUGUCCUAGAAUUUAAUGUUAUUGAAGUUGCUGCAGCUAUAGGAUGGGAAAGUGGAAUGUCAAAAUAUCACUUAAAAAACUUGGAGUGGACUAUGAAAGAUGGAGUGUCAAAACGGUCGUUUUUAAAAGUGGAAUUUCAUACCCUUGGCUUUCGUAUAAAAGCACCUGGAGAUUUAAAUUCAUCUGAACUUGAUGAAAUUUUAGAUGAUUUACAUAAAAUUGUUCAUGGUCAAGAGAAAAAAAUGUUACAUCAACUUGAAGAAAUCCAUAAUUCUUUUCAACGACUUUGUACUGAUUCUUUCAGUGUAAUAAGUUGCUCAGAUGAAAUGUUAGAAGAAAAAUCAAAUAAAUUAAAAAAUAUAAUUGAUAAUUAUUUUGAUAGAGAAGAAAAUGUUCCCGCAAAUAUAAGUUUACAACCACGACCCUUGCAUUACGAACAAGUUGCAGCUGAUGUAAGGGCGCUAAUCGCUAUGUACAAAGAUUGUAAAUUCACAGGUAGAAGCAUAGCAAGAAUAUUUCAGGGUAUAUCUUCUCCUAACUAUCCAGCCUUAGUAUGGGGUCGUUGUAAAUAUUGGCGAUCGCAUUUAUCGGAAGACUUUAAUGGUUUAAUUAAAAUUGCGACCCAACAAAUCAUUCAAAUGAAAUUGUAA
Messenger RNA from Zerene cesonia (dogface butterfly), 4121 nucleotides. It is a transcript of the gene RecQ4, whose product is annotated as ATP-dependent DNA helicase Q4. The coding region runs from base 243 to 4121 and encodes 1292 amino acids. Lineage: Eukaryota; Metazoa; Arthropoda; Insecta; Lepidoptera; Pieridae. Gene Ontology annotation, biological process: double-strand break repair via homologous recombination. Gene Ontology annotation, cellular component: nucleus; chromosome; cytoplasm. The transcript has a single exon. Gene Ontology annotation, molecular function: 3'-5' DNA helicase activity; four-way junction helicase activity; nucleic acid binding. The record is from RefSeq and is a predicted model, not a curated record.